CAUCAUUGCAGCACCGGACAUUCAUUUUGUAUGGACAACUCGGUUUCGGCUCAAUUAGUCCAAUAACUCUCAUCUCUCCUGUGCAAGUGCCCCCUGACCAAACCCCUUCACUUUCACAUAGAAGAUAGAACCACUUUUUUCUACUUUCCCUGGCUCCUUCCUAGAUUGACAUUGCAAGGCUGUGUCCAGUCCUAAAAUACUAUGUACAUAUGCCAGCUAUAACUAUUCUUUAAUCAACUAGCUACCCAUGAAAGCAACUAUAUGAGGGACCCAAGCUCAAAGUUCCAACAUCACACAACACAUUUAGCUCUCUCUUGAUAAAUCUCUUGCUUGCUGCUGGUACAUAUAAUAUACAUCUCCUGAUUGUUUGCUUGGAAAAAGAUAAGAUGUCGUUCGUUCGUUCGAGAAAGCUUUCUUCAAUGCUUUUGUUUGCUCUGUUAUUUGCUUGUCUGAUGGGAGCCUCCAAGGGUGGCAAUUUCUUCCAAGAUUUUGACAUCACCUGGGGCGAUCAACGUGCUAAGAUACUAAACGGUGGCCAACUUCUCACACUAUCUCUUGACACUGCUUCUGGUUCUGGCUUCCAAUCCAAGAAUGAAUACUUAUUUGGCCGAAUCGACAUGCAAAUCAAGCUAAUACCAGGCAACUCGGCUGGUACUGUCACUACAUACUAUCUAUCUUCUCAAGGGCCGACACACGAUGAGAUCGACUUUGAGUUUUUGGGCAAUGCAACUGGAGAACCAUAUGUUCUCCAUACCAAUGUGUUCUCCCAGGGGAAAGGAGAUAGAGAACAACGAUUCUAUCUCUGGUUUGAUCCCAGCAAGGCUUUUCACACCUACUCUAUUGUGUGGAACAAACAACUCAUUAUUUUCUUAGUGGACAACAUCCCAAUUAGAGUGUUCCAAAACCUGGAAUCAAUUGGUGUGGCAUUCCCGAACAAGCAAGCCAUGAGGAUAUAUUCAAGUCUUUGGAAUGCUGAUGACUGGGCAACAAGAGGGGGGCUUGUAAAGACUGAUUGGACACAAGCUCCUUUCAUUUCUUCUUACAGAAAUUUCAAAGCCAAUGCUUGUAUUUGGUCACCUGGAUCACCCUGUACCUCCACCUCCCCCAUUUCUGUGCAAGACAAUGCCUGGCAAGUUCAAGCACUUGAUGCCCCGGGGCGCAACAGACUUCGAUGGGUGCAGCAGAAGUACAUGAUUUACAACUACUGCACUGACUUGAAACGGUUCCCUCAGGGUCUCCCACCUGAAUGCAAGUGAUCAAGAUGCCUAUGAAGAAACUAGACAUUAAGCAUCCAUUGGUUCAUUUUUUAGCAAGUUUGUCCUAAAUGAUUAGAACAUGAAAUUCUCUAUUUUUCUCGAAGAACAUAAAUAAUGUAAUGUGAAAUAACUCAAUUUCUUAAUUCAUGUAAAGUUACUU
Molecule: messenger RNA, 1416 nt
Organism: Populus euphratica (Euphrates poplar)
Lineage: Eukaryota; Viridiplantae; Streptophyta; Magnoliopsida; Malpighiales; Salicaceae
Product: probable xyloglucan endotransglucosylase/hydrolase protein 15
Exons: 4
Coding region: 387-1256 (289 amino acids)
Biological process (GO): cell wall biogenesis; xyloglucan metabolic process
Cellular component (GO): cell wall; apoplast
Molecular function (GO): xyloglucan:xyloglucosyl transferase activity; hydrolase activity, hydrolyzing O-glycosyl compounds
Source: RefSeq, a predicted model, not a curated record